Aegilops tauschii subsp. strangulata is the source of this 1224-nucleotide messenger RNA. RefSeq lists its product as uncharacterized. The record is from RefSeq and is a predicted model, not a curated record. NCBI's taxonomy places the organism in Eukaryota, Viridiplantae, Streptophyta, Magnoliopsida, Poales, Poaceae. Gene Ontology annotation, biological process: DNA transposition. Gene Ontology annotation, molecular function: DNA binding; transposase activity; zinc ion binding.
AGUGAGGAGGCAUGGAAGUGGUUGUCCAACAUACCAGUCCAUACUUGGGCCAGGCAUAGAAUGGAUACUAUAUGCAAGACAGACCUUGUUGUAAACAAUCUUAGUGAAGUUUUCAACAGGAUUAUUCUGGAUGUUAGGAACAAGCCCAUAAGGACAAUGCUUGAAGGAAUUAGGAAAAAACUCAUGAUCAAGUUUCAGAAGAUUAGGGAGAAGACAGAGACAUGUAGGUGGGAUAUCACACCCACUUACUCUGAGAUAUUGGAGGAGGCCAAGAAGUGGGCAAAAUAUUGUGAUGCAUAUAUGGCUGGACCAGGAAUUUGGCAAGUUACAAGUAGUUCAGAAAAGACCUACUGUGUAAACCUAAACAACUACACUUGUGACUGCAGGAGGUGGGAUAUGACAGCUGUUCCAUGUAGUCAUGCUAUAGCAGCAAUGCAGAAGGUGAAGCUACACCCUGAAGAUUUUGGCCAUGAGUUCUUCAAGAAGCCCCUCUACUGUGAAACCUACAAGCAUAUUAUAUACCCUGUUCCAGGCCCUGAUUGUUGGCCACACACCAUGGGGGAUGACAUAUCUCCUCCAAUAUUCAAAGAAAAGAAGGGUAAAAAGAAGACAGCUAGGAGGAAAGUACAUUUUGAGGUGCCUGCCAAGAAGGAUACAUCAAGAAUUGGGACAGUGACCUGUAGCAAUUGCAAUAUGCAAGGUCACAGAUAUACCACUUGUGGCGUUCCACUAAAACCCAAAUUGCAGAUGAGAAAGAAUAAUCACCAGGAGAAUAGGUCAUACUACUCUUCAUCUACCAGAGCUUCUACAGGUGUGGUUGCACCCCCACCCCCAUCCCCACCACCACCAUCAGCACCAUCAGCACCAGCCAUAGCUAGGAAGAGGCGUGCAAUAGCCACAACUACUCCAGGACCAGCAAAGAGGAACAAGGGAGCUGCUUCUGCUACUCCAGCACCAGCCACAUCAGCACCUGCCAAGAAGACCAAAGCAACCAAGAAGACCAAAGCAACCAAGAAGACAGGGGCUCUUAGCACAUCUUCACCAGCCAAGAACACAAGGUCAUCCAUUGCUUCUCCAGCAAAGAACACCAGAGCAUCAACAGCUAGCAGAGUUUUCAAUGCUCCAAGGCAAGCUGCCAACUCUGAGAUGGAGAUUGGGUCCAAGAGGGUUAGGAAGCCAACUGGAAAGUGGAAGGCAUAUAUCACAGCUAGUGGUAACUACUGA